GCAGAUGACGUGUCUGCCCGCUGCAGAAAAAGUAUCUGGGUUAUGUAGCUACGAAGGCAGAUAGAUCCCAGCUAGUUAACGUUAGCUAUCUUAUGUCAACUGUCCUAUCUAGUGAAUUCAAAUGCCAGCUAGCCUGUCACCCCCUGUGUAGACAGAUAUUAACGUUACGCCAAGAAACGUUUAGCUAACUAGGUUCGUCGAGAGAAGAGGAAAAUGUGCUCCCUGCACAGAGCGAGAGGCUCUGUUUUGGUGAUCUUCCUUCUGCUACACAGCGCUACAAGUUUCUAUCUACCGGGUCUGGCCCCUGUUAGUUUUUGUGAACCAGGACAAGCUGGGAAAGAGAAUGAAGUACCGGACUGUAAGUCGACCAUCGAGAUAUUUGUGAACAGACUGGAUUCUGUGGAGUCUGUCUUACCCUAUGAAUACACUGCGUUUGAUUUCUGCGCUAUCGACUCCGAGAAGCGUCCGUCUGAGAAUUUGGGUCAGGUUUUGUUUGGCGAGAGAAUUGAGCCCUCUCCCUACAAGUUCGAGUUCAAGAAGAAGGUGGAUUGUAAGCCGGUGUGCACUAAAUCCUACAACACCAACAAGCCAGAGGACAAAGCCCACCUGGACUUUCUGAAGAAAGGCAUGCUGCUCAACUACCAGCACCACUGGAUAGUGGACAACAUGCCGGUGACCUGGUGUUAUGACGUGGAGGACGGACAGAAGUUCUGUAACCCAGGGUUUCCCAUUGGCUGCUACGUCACUGAGGCGGGACGACCCAAAGACGCUUGUGUCGUCAACUCUGACUUUAAGGACAAAGACACAUUCUACGUCUUCAACCAUGUUGACAUCACCAUUCACUAUCAUGUGGUGGAGAACGAGGCUGCUGGGGCGAGACUGGUCGCUGCCAAGAUGGAGCCCAAGAGCUAUAAACACACCAAAGUGGAGGCCCCCGACUGUGCAGGAGGGCCCAUGUACCUGAACAACAAGUUCAGUGGAGAGCUGAAGAUCGGCUAUACCUACUCUGUCCAGUUUAUGGAGGACACAGACAUCAGAUGGGCCUCACGCUGGGACUACAUUCUGGAGUCCAUGCCUCACACCAACAUUCAGUGGUUCAGCAUCAUGAACUCUCUGGUGAUCGUUCUCUUCCUGUCUGGUAUGGUGGCUAUGAUCAUGCUGAGGACUCUACAUAAGGACAUUGCCAGAUACAACCAGAUGGACUCUGUGGAAGAUGCCCAGGAGGAGUUUGGCUGGAAGCUGGUCCAUGGAGACGUCUUCCGGGCUCCCAGGAAAGGCAUGCUCCUCUCUGUCUUUCUGGGAUCAGGAACUCAGAUCUUCAUCAUGAUGUUCGUCACUCUCUUCUUUGCCUGCCUGGGCUUCCUGUCCCCGGCGAACCGCGGUGCCCUGAUGACGUGUGCCGUGGUGCUCUGGGUCCUACUGGGCACACCAGCCGGCUACGUGGCUGCCCGCUUCUACAAGUCCUUUGGUGGGGAGAAAUGGAAGACUAACGUCCUGCUGACCUGCUUUCUGUGUCCUGGGGUUGUGUUUGCUGAUUUCUUUGUGAUGAAUCUGAUCCUGUGGGGAGAGGGCUCGUCUGCAGCCAUGCCCUUCGGCACCCUGGUGGCCAUCUUGGCUCUGUGGUUCUGCAUCUCUGUGCCCCUCACCUUCAUAGGGGCCUACUUCGGCUUCAAGAAGACCGGGAUUGAGCACCCUGUGCGGACCAAUCAGAUCCCUCGUCAGAUCCCAGAGCAGUCGUUCUACACCAGAUCUCUCCCAGGGAUCGUCAUGGGGGGGAUCCUCCCGUUCGGCUGUAUCUUCAUCCAGCUCUUCUUCAUCCUCAACAGCAUCUGGUCUCACCAGAUGUACUACAUGUUUGGUUUCCUGUUUCUGGUGUUCAUCAUCCUGGUAAUCACCUGCUCUGAGGCCACCAUCCUACUCUGCUACUUCCACCUCUGUGCUGAGGACUACCACUGGCAGUGGCGUUCCUUCCUGACCAGUGGUUUCACGGCCGUCUACUUCCUGGUCUAUGCCAUCCACUACUUCUUCUCCAAGCUCCAGAUCACAGGAUUGGCGAGCACCAUCCUCUACUUUGGUUACACCAUGAUCAUGGCUCUCAUCUUCUUCUUAUUCACAGGAACGAUUGGAUUCUUCGCCUGUUUCUGGUUCGUCACCAAGAUCUAUAGCGUAGUGAAGGUGGACUGAGUCGUUAACCAAAAACUAAACCAAUGGAUUUUCCUGUUUACUCUGCCACGCCCCCUCACCCCACUCACCCUCACCCCGCCCCCCUCACCCUCCCUGGGCUGGAGGGACACUAUUGUUACGUUACACCCUGACUGCGUACGGUGACCAGGGCCCACUGGUCUAAAUAGGGAGACAGGGGGCCGUUUGGAACACAACCCUUGUCUACUGUGUGGAAGACGCAUUUUUGUCAGAGCAGCAAGACACCAGAGUCGUGUGUGUGUGUGUGUGUGUGUGUGUGUGUGUGUGUGUACACACACACA
Messenger RNA from Oncorhynchus masou masou (cherry salmon), 2483 nucleotides. Its product is annotated as transmembrane 9 superfamily member 2-like. Gene Ontology annotation, cellular component: membrane. Gene Ontology annotation, biological process: protein localization to membrane. NCBI's taxonomy places the organism in Eukaryota, Metazoa, Chordata, Actinopteri, Salmoniformes, Salmonidae. The transcript has 17 exons. The coding region runs from base 214 to 2184 and encodes 656 amino acids. The record is from RefSeq and is a predicted model, not a curated record.